AUGAUGCGGUGUUUUCUAGAUAAGCAAAUGGCUCCUUCCGACUUUGCGAAGGCGAACAUCGAGCAAGUGUUGAACACGCUCACGACAGACGAAGCGAUCUCGUUGACUGCGGGUGUCGGAUUUUGGCAUACCCAUGCGAUAGAGAGGUUGGGGAUACCUGCUGUCAAGGUCAGCGAUGGUCCAAAUGGGAUCCGAGGAAACCAUUUCUUCAUGGGCACACCGGCGAAGUGCCUUCCCUCUUCCACUGCGAUUGGUGCCACUUGGGACCCCAAACUCGUCGAAGAAGUUGGCUUGAAGCUCCUUGCUGAAGAAGCGAAGCUCCGGUCCGCAUCCCUUGUUCUUGCCCCAACUUGCAAUAUACAACGCAAUCCGCUUGGAGGACGAAGCUUCGAGAGUUUCUCCGAGGAUCCUUUCCUGUCCGGUAUCAUCGCCUCAGCGUACGUCAAGGGAGUCCAGAGUGGUGGCAUAGGAACUACUAUCAAGCACUUCGUUGCUAACGACAAGGAAGAUGAUCGCAUGGCAUACGAUAGCAUACUUAGCGAACGUGCUCUUCGCGAAAUCUACCUUAUGCCGUUUAUGCUGGCCCAGAAGCAUGCCCAGCCUUGGGCUUACAUGACGGCUUACAACCGUGUAAAUGGAACUCAUGCCUCCGAAAACGCCUUUCUGCUCAAGAAACUCCUCAGAGAUGAAUGGAAAUUUGACGGCAUGGUAAUGAGUGACUGGUUUGGCACCUUCGGUGUUGAUCCGGCUCUUAAAGCAGGCCUCGACCUCGAGAUGCCCGGAACCAACAAGUGGCGAACGCUCGACUACGUCAACCGUUUGAUUGUAGCCAGGAAGGUCAACGUUCGCACCAUCAAACAGCGCGCGAAGCAAGUCCUAGAGCUUGUACAGAAGUGUGCUCAAGGUGCUCCCGAAGUUCUCGACGGUGAUGGUGCCGAACGUACCGUCGACACCCCAGAGUCGACCGAGCUGUUGCGCAAGGUUGCGGCGGAGUCGAUUGUUCUCCUCCGGAACGAGAAUUCCGUCCUGCCUCUGAAACCUCAAGAGCUGAAGAAGAUUGCUAUUGUUGGCCCUAAUGCGAAGGCCAUCGUGCUUAGCGGUGGUGGCUCUGCAGCGCUCAAGGCGAGCUUCUUCAUCACGCCAUUUGAGGGCAUCGUCAAGGCCCUCGACGGAUCUGGCGCGGAAAUCACCUACAGCGAGGGUGCAAGAGCCUACAAGACUAUGCCUUCACUCGACUACGAGAUGUUCACAGCUUCCGGACAGCGCGGAUGGGUUGGGACAUGGCACAAGCACGAGAGCGACGACAGCCUCGUUCCCCUAGACGAGGUCAUCCAAGAGCAAGUUAUUGAUGAGACGCGGAUAUUCAUCAGCUUGUCGACGCCUCCAGGCAUCACGAAGCGAUGGACGUUGAAGUUGCGUGGUCAACUCAAGCCGAGAGACAAGGACUGCAAAUUCGAAUUCGGGUUGACCGUUGCCGGUCGAGCGAAGCUUUUCGUCGAUGGAAACCUCGUCAUCGAUAAUUGGACACGUCAACGACGUGGUGAGGAUUUCUUUGGCGUGGGUACAGUUGAGGAGAAAGGCACGUACGACCUCAAAGCCGGCGCGAAGCACGACAUCCUCGUCGAGUUCUGCAAUGUCCGUGGGCCUGCUGAUGGUGAUGAAGAUGAGGCUGUUAUGGAUAGUAACCCCGGUGUACGACUUGGUGGCGCUGAGGUCGAGGACUCCGAUGCUUUGCUCGAGAGCGCGGUUUCCCUUGCCAAGGAGGCGGACGCGGUCAUCGCUGUCGUUGGUCUCAAUGCCGAUUGGGAAACCGAAGGAUAUGAUAGGACCACGCUCGCGCUGCCAGGGAGGACAGACGAGCUGAUCGCGAAGGUCGCAGCGGCGAACAAGAAUACGGUUGUGGUCACUCAAUCUGGCUCUGCUAUCACGAUGCCCUGGAGUGAUUCCGUCCCUGCGAUCGUGCACGCCUGGUACCUCGGCAACGCCUCUGGAGACGCUAUCGCGGACGUUCUCUUCGGGAAACACAACCCUUCCGGAAAACUGUCGCUCACUUUCCCCAAAAGAGAGGAGGAUAUCCCGUCCUUCGGACACUUCCACAGCGAGGAUGGCAAGGUUCGAUAUGCGGAGGACUUGUAUGUGGGUUAUAAGCACUACCAACACCGAAAUAUCGCACCGCUGUAUGCCUUCGGUCACGGUCUCUCAUACACGACGUUCUCACUGUCCAACCUCCAACUUUCGGCGCCCUCAAUCUCGAACAACGAGUUCAAUCUUGUCGUUUCUCUCAACGUCGCGAACACGGGCUCCGUCGCCGGCUCUGAAGUUGCACAGGUCUACAUUGCACCUCCAACGACUUCCGCCCUAUCCCAUCCUCCUCUGCAGCUCAAAGGAUGGAACAAAGUUCGGGACCUCGCACCUGGCCAGGAGGAGAAGAUCGAAGUAGUGCUCGACAAGUAUGCCGUCUCGUAUUGGAGCGAGGAUCGCGGCGUCUGGGCCGUCGAGAAGGGGGUGUACGGUGUUAAAGUUGGGACCAGCAGUGACAAGUUGGUGUUGGAAGAAAUCUUUGAGAUCAAGGAUGGAUUUGAAUGGACGGGAAUUUGA
Molecule: messenger RNA, 2598 nt
Organism: Cyclocybe aegerita
Lineage: Eukaryota; Fungi; Basidiomycota; Agaricomycetes; Agaricales; Hemipholiotaceae
Source: the annotation of a GenBank genome assembly